CGCGCUGUUAGUGCUGCCGCCGCUGCCUCCGCUGCUGCCGCUGCUGCUGCCGCCGCCGCCGCCGCUGCCGCCACCGUCAGUCACUCCGCGUUCGGUUAUUCGGCACUCGGUUCGCUAGGACUCUUCGCCGCUUGUGAACUUUGCUGCGGGCUCGGAUCUUGCCGGGGCGUCCCACCAUCCCCUACUCCCAGCUCUUCUUUCAUUGUUCCUACAGACUGCAAAAGAACCUCUUCUCAGGAUUCUUCCCCUGAUACUCCCUUCCUUGAUUCCUUUAGGAGUUCUUUGAGGUCCUCUCUUGGUGCCCUGUGCUUACGCCAGGAAAAUGUCUGAUGAAUUUUCGUUGGCAGAUGCACUACCUGAACAUUCCCCUGCCAAAACCUCUGCUGUGAGCAAUACAAAACCUGGCCAGCCUCCUCAAGGCUGGCCGAGUUCCAGCCCUUGGAAUAACCCAAGUGCUCCACCUUCUGUGCCAUCCGGACUCCCGCCAAGUGCGACACCCUCCACUGUGCCUUUUGGACCAGCACCAACCGGAAUGUAUCCCUCUGUGCCUCCCACAGGACCACCUCCAGGACCCCCAGCACCCUUUCCUCCUUCUGGACCAUCAUGUCCCCCACCUGGCGGUCCUUAUCCAGCCCCAACUGUGCCCGGCCCCGGCCCCACAGGGCCAUAUCCUACACCAAAUAUGCCCUUUCCAGAGCUUCCAAGACCAUAUGGUGCACCCACAGAUCCAGCUGCUGCUGGUCCUUUAGGUCCAUGGGGAUCCAUGUCUUCUGGACCUUGGGCACCUGGAAUGGGAGGGCAGUAUCCUACCCCUAACAUGCCAUACCCAUCUCCAGGGCCAUAUCCCGCGCCCCCUCCCCAAGCACCAGGGGCAGCGCCACCCGUUCCGUGGGGCACUGUUCCACCAGGAGCCUGGGGACCACCAGCACCAUAUCCUGCCCCUGCAGGAUCAUAUCCCACACCAGGACUCUAUCCCACUCCCAACAAUCCUUUUCAAGUGCCUUCAGGACCUUCUGGUGCUCCACCGAUGCCUGGUGGCCCCCAUUCUUACCAUUAAGUUAAUGGACGAAGAUAUGACGCUUUGCUUUUUGAAGUACAUAUAUAUGCACAUGAAUGCAUAUAUAAAAAUUGCUGGUCUCACUAUUCUUAGAGGGCAUUCAUGAAAGAACAACCCUUGCACCUCUCAGAGAAGAUAUCUGCCUCUUGUACUUGGAUGUAUAGUACAUCUGAUGGAUACAAUCAGAUAAAAAUGUAAAAGUAAAUCGUUCAAAUGUGAUUUUUAUUCGGUUUUUAUGGAACGUUAAAGUGAUGAAGUGUAUUGAAUAGUUCUUUGAUACAGAUUGUUUAAAACAAGUUUUCGAUUUGUUUAAAUUAUGAAACCACACACUUAAAAAUCUAAGAUGAUGUGGAUUAUUGUUAGAAUCUGCAACCUCAUUGGUGAAUUAUUUCAAGUAUUUUUCUAUAAUCACUUUUUCCCUAAAUAAACACACUUUGAAAACAAUCACAUUGUCAUAAUUUAAACAAAUGAUGCCUCUCAACAUCUUGAACUGCUCUGUCGGUAGAAAAAAUACACCUGGGCCUCGUGAGGGUGUAGUUUGGAUAUAUAUUUUCAAGCUGUUGGUAAUUAUUGUCAGAUGUUGAGUUCAUUAGCCAGGCAGUGUUCAUUUUUAUCCUCGAGCUUUUAGUAAAAACUUUUCUUUGAUUUUUGAGUUCCACCUGAUUUGCUUUAUUUUUAGCCAGAUGGGUCACACAGCUCUAAAAUCUGCCAUUUAUGAAAACUUUGUUCUUUUUAAUGCAGGCCAACAUGUGUGUAAAUUAAUUCUUAGAGACUUGGUCAUCUCUUUAUUGCUUUGGCAUAGAUUUCGAGCUGUCAGUAUUGCUUUGGAAAGAACUCGAAGAAGGAAAUAAUUCUCUCCUUUGUCUUGAACCUCAAGCCAGAGGAAACCCCGGAAAUUGCUUCAUAGUGACAAGUCACUUGCAUUCCCACAAAACCCUCUUCUACUCAGACCCUUCCCUGUAGGUCCCUCUGCCUCAGUUCUUUAGAAGGAGCACAUCCCUUAGUUUCUCCCUGAUAUGGAAAACUGGCAAACUCUAGGGGUCUGUUGUAAACACAUAUAGCAGUUAUGGUUCAAGAACCUUAGUCAUUUAGACAUGACUCUGUACAAGUGCGAUCAAAAUGUGUACAUGUCUUUCAGAGUCUGGUUAAGCUAUGUCAUUGUGUUUUGCAGUUUCCUACAUCUGUUGUAAAGUGCUUAUGGCUAACAGUUCUUUGUUUGUUGACAGGUAAAUAGGUAGAAUUGAGUGCCAUUCUUAAAAAUUACCCUCUAGCUCUAACACUGAAACUAGUAAUAAUAAUAAUAAGCUGUAGAUCUCUGCAGUGUGACUGUUGCUUAAAUUAGUGUUGUUUGUAACCACCGAAAUAGCCUGAGUAGCUUUUUGUCACCUUAUCUCUAAAUCAGAUCCUUAGAGUCUUAGAAGUGACUAUGUUAUUUGUCAAAUAACAUUGUGAACCUAUGAAUGUAUCCAUGGGGUUACUAAAAUAUGUUGUGAAUUUCUUGCCUAGUCUAGGAGAGAUUUAUGCUGGAGCUCUUGUUUUUGCUUAGAAAUAAAAUAUUAAGUAGUUUGUUUCUCUUACAUUUUAAAUGUCAAGAAUGCCAAAUGCUGCCAAUUUAAUGGUUUCAUAGCUACCUCCUUUUAAGAAAGCAAGAUGGUCAUCUUUGAGAAGAAUACAGUGUUUAAGCUCCCUUUUAAGUAGGUGAUAGAGUCAAGCUUUUAGAAUUGAAGCUGAUUUGUUCGAUAUCUUCAGACUGGGGAAUGUCGUUAGGCAGCUCCUGCAGAGUGGCACCAGCGGUCUUGAACAAGCCGCACCAAUCUACAACACUCCUGGAAUCUUUGUCAGAGUAGCUCCAAGGCAGGAGCCUUGGAAGGUAUUUUAGCUUAAAUGAUCAGGCAGUAUCAUGCCAGCUAGCCUGGGGUGGGGUAAGAGGAACAGUGAGAUAGCAGCGAAGAUUUCCUGGUGGUUAUUUUGGUUGUGCUGCAUUGGAAGAAGUUGACAACUCUGGCUUUAGAUAGAAUACUUAAUGUAACACUAGAGGAUACUGUUUGAUUAAGAGAAGUGGUAGCAGGUUUGGGGAUCUGUGGUCAUGCAGUCCAUUUAUUAGAGGAGAAAAUCUGCUAAAGGAUUUGAAGGACCAUGAACAUGAGAUUUGGAAUUCCUACUCCCAGUAAAUACAUAAACUUGGCUAGUGACCCGUACUGCCCCGUGUGCCCUAGACAUAACACCUUUUCUUUGCUUUUCAAGGACUUUCCAACUGGUAGCUGUGAAAUUCUUUUUAAGCUAAGAAUGGAAAUCACAGGGACUAGAAUUUGCUUUUAUGUUCCUUUUGGUUUUUUAGAACCUUAUUUCUCAACCUACGAGGAGAGUCUUAAUUCUUGUGGGUACUCUGGGACAGAAAUGUAUUUUUAGGUUUAGGGUAAAAAGUUAAAAGCAGUUGUUGUUCCAGUGGAGGAAUGGGGAAAAGCACAGGGGAAGGUUUUUCUCUUUACAAGGAAAUACCGUUGCUUUCGAAACCAGUCCUUUUAGGCUGGCAUCAGUUUAGGGAAGAGACUGUUUCUUAGAAAGUUUGUUAGUUCUCAGAAGGGAAUACACAGGAUGGAAUAUGCUGGCACUUGCACUCUCAGAACAAGAACUUGAAGGCAAAUUUGAUGGAGAUAAUCGAGAUGUGUUGAGGACUCGUGUUUCUGGAGUUGGAAUCUUAGAUUUUGAAACGUUAAACCUAGAAAUGAUAAAAAAAAAUGAAAAUAAAGACCUUAGGUCCUCAUCAUCAUGUGAUGAGAAUCAAGGCUCCUUUCCUUAAAGGAGGGCUUGAAAUCCUUGGCCUUGUCUGUACUGGACUUAGUCUGACACCUUUUCAUGCUUUUGAAGAUGGCUGUUCACAACUGGGACUCCACAGCCUGUUUUGUGUAAAGUAAAAUAUUGAUUAUUCAGGAAUAGGCAUACAUUUGUUUUAAUUACCCAGGGCCUCCUUCCUUUGUCAGUUUUCCUGUUGUUUUCAGUAGAGAAUAAUAAAAGGAGAAAAGAAAGGGGGGUGAAUUUUUGGCCUUGGUCUGGCACACCACUACAACAGAAUAUUGGCCUAUUUUCUAGGAAAGAAGUCAGUUUUGCCCAUAAAAUUUGACCUCACAAAUAAUGAUAAGUGCUACCGAUUGUACUCCGGUGGACAGCUUUUAAAAUUAUGUGUUUAGAAGAACGAAGCUCUACUCCUGUUUCAGUUUAAGAUGCUGUGCCUCGUUCGCAUGUCAGUCAGUUGCCUAGACUUCUAAAUGAUCAGUGCCAGUGUCUUUCUUCCCCACCCUGAAUAAUCGAGUGCUAGAUUUAUAAAAUGCCAGGGUUAUAAACCCUUGACAUUAUACCUAAGCACAGACCUUCAGGUGUUGGUUUUUGAAAAGCAUAAGGUUAAAUUCAGAUGAAUCACACUGGUAGAGGUACUAUGCAGAGAAGGUGGUGGGCAGCUUUCAGGGAAGACUGAAAUUUACUCUUAAUUAAGCAAUAUUGUGUAUUGAAGAUAGACCCUUUUUAUUUUCAGAAUUCUGCCAAGUAAAAUUAAAAUUGCCAAUAAAAUAAUCAGUAUUAAAGAAAUGCCAUGCAAGCUUCUGGCUAGAGGACACAUCUGAGAACUGCAUUCGUUUGGUAGACACUCGAGUGUCCAAACAAGCUUUGCCACCUUGCAGAGGCACAGAGAGGAAAGAGAACACCUGUCCUGCAGCGCCUUAACGUCUACGGGUGGCAUUUACAGAAUGAAUUAGUACACGCAUUUUUGGUUUACCUAGACAAACAUAUUUUAGUUUGCUGCUGGUGGAAAUGAGAGGCCAGUUUUUGGACAUUUUAAAGAGCAAAGUGUGGUGUACCUUUUUUUAAAGUAAGAAAUUAAUGUUUCUCAAGAUUGUAGUGUUUGUCAGUGCAACUGCUCACGUGUGCAAAGUAACGGGUUGUUUUUCCUCUUCACUUCUUCCCUGGAUGAAGGCACUUACUGCCUGUUACUGGUUAGCAGAUACUGAUUUGUUGCCAUUAAGUAAACUUGACUUAUGCGUGCUCUAUAAAGGGUUUUUUUUUGUAUUUUUUCUUAAUAUUGUGACUUUUUAAAUUGACUUAAUAAUGACAAAUUUAAUGUAUGUAAUUGUCUAUGCAUUUUAAGUUAAACUGCCUAAAAUGUGAUUUGAGACAUAGACAUUUGUUUUGUAUUAUGAACUGUAAGCAAUCUGUUUGAGACGUUAGGUUUUAUCACCUGCUGCUGUAUUUGUAAACAAAAACAUAUGUUGCUUUAAGAAGUAAUUAUAAUUAGGAAUAGUCUAUGGAUGUGAUACUUGAUAUUUUUUAAGAUAAACUUGUUUGCUUUUGUGUAUUAUACCUGAAAACUUUUUAAAAAAAUGUAUUUUCAUGGUUUCACAGUU
Molecule: messenger RNA, 5451 nt
Organism: Neogale vison (American mink)
Lineage: Eukaryota; Metazoa; Chordata; Mammalia; Carnivora; Mustelidae
Gene: MAPK1IP1L
Product: mitogen-activated protein kinase 1 interacting protein 1 like
Exons: 5
Coding region: 323-1057 (244 amino acids)
Source: RefSeq, a predicted model, not a curated record